Molecule: messenger RNA, 1795 nt
Organism: Stomoxys calcitrans (stable fly)
Lineage: Eukaryota; Metazoa; Arthropoda; Insecta; Diptera; Muscidae
Exons: 2
Coding region: 668-1447 (259 amino acids)
Source: RefSeq, a predicted model, not a curated record
CAUAGAAACCAGUAUUGAGAAUAUGGAAGAAGUUUGUCAAGUGCAUCAGUCAAGUUAUUAAAUUGAUUUGAAGGGACAGUUGUGUACAUGCAGUUAUUUCGUGUGGUGAUAGGAGUUCAGAAGAAUUGAAAAGGAAAAAGUAUUGAAUGGUUGGAAAUAACUUCUUUAAAAUUUGAUUUUAUGAACUGGAUACAUUUAAGAUUAAAUUGAUAGUGUGUUGUGCGGUUAAUUAUUUAUUUAAAGUGGAAGAUUAAUUCAACAUUACCGGCUUGUGCAUAGGAGAGAAACUACAGCUUGGUUUGUGUUUUCUUCAUAUAAAUUGCUGCGUAUUUUGUUAUGGCUAAAUCGAUGAAUUUCGAUUACAGCAAUGUGGUAUGGCUAAGGCCAGCCGAAUGUUAGCUGAAUUCGGUUGUAUUACAUUGUCAGAGGAUAGAUGGAUAAGGAGACAUAAAGGGCAUAUAAUAGAAAAAUGUCUCAACAAUGAAAUAAACCUGGACCCCAAUGAACGUUUCAUCUCGUAUGACGAAGUUUAACUACUCCCUUUGUUGAAAUUUGUGUAUGGAGUAACAUACACGACGACCUCAAAGACGACCACAUUCACAGCUCCCAAAAGUGCAAAGUCUGUCAGGAGAGACAUCAUUUGCGAUUUUGCCAAAAAUUUAUCAACAUGGAAGUUUUAGAGCGUGUACAGACAGCGAAAGAAAAAGGAUAUUGUUUUAAUUGCCUCUGUGACUCUCAUACGAGGGAAUGGUGUCGAUCUCGGAACACCUGUGCAGUUUGUAACCGAAACCAUCACACUAAACUUCACGUGGAUCGCCAGAAGCCAAAACGGGAUUCAAAACCAUCCUCUAUUCGCCAAAGUUCGCCUUCAUCUACAUCACGUCGAACGUCUUCCCAGAAAUAUGAUGGGUCGCAAGUCAUUCAAAACAAGGAAAUUAAGGAUUCAAAGAUGAAGCGCCGUCUUGGAGGAAGGUCUAAACGGCAUGUUUUUAUGCCAACUGCAUUAGCUCGAGCAAUCAGUGUUGGCGGUACAAACAAGACACGAAUUCUGUUAAACUCAGGCGCAACCCAGACAGUCAUUUUGAAGUCAUUUGUCAAAAAUCAACAGCUUCAAACCACGAACAAGAAUGGAAAAGUAUUUUGUACCGUAAACCUUCAAUCUUUCCAUGACAGCACAGUGAAAAUUCAAAUCCACGGAGUCGUUAAAACGAAGUUUGAUUCUCCACUUCCAGAAAAAGUUUCCGACAAAAUUCUUGAGAAUACUUACUCCCAACUUCCAGAUUUAGCUGACCCUCAUUUUUAUCACCCUGUUAACAUUGACAUAAUGAUUGCUAAUGAUGAGAUGUCCAAGGUACUAAAAGCUGGUUUAAUCCAGACAGCGAGUCACAUGCCAAUAGCUCAGAGCACAGUAUUCGGAUGGGUCAUUUCAGGAGCUCGUUUUUAUUGAUGUUGCGAUAUUGCAAGAGGCCCCGGCAUGUUAAACCGAGUUUUAACAGCGUUAAAUGAAUUUAUUGAUUUAUUGAAUUAUAACAUGAAUAGAUGCAUAAUAUACUAUUAUAAGCUUCCCAUUAAAUUUUUAAAUAUGAAUUAAUAUAGAAAUCCCGCAUUUUAUAAGAAUAGCUGGGAACUCUUUAUCCAUUCAAUGAAAGGAGCUUUCGCUCAAACGGAUAAAGAGUUCCCAGGCUUGAGUAAAAAUAAGAAUAAAUUGCUGAAUUUAAGAAAAAGGGCUUCAGUCUUUACGGCUGCAACUUCACUUUUGAAACAGAGACUGAAGCGGUAAGAGGAGAAAGCUGUC